Messenger RNA from Diospyros lotus (date-plum), 1280 nucleotides. RefSeq names its product protein SRG1-like. NCBI's taxonomy places the organism in Eukaryota, Viridiplantae, Streptophyta, Magnoliopsida, Ericales, Ebenaceae. The record is from RefSeq and is a predicted model, not a curated record. The coding region runs from base 1 to 1104 and encodes 367 amino acids. The transcript is spliced from 4 exons.
AUGGCAGCCUCAGAGUUGAGUCUUGGAGGCUCUCUGGAAGUACCUUGUGUCCAAGAGCUGGCCAAGCAGUCACUUAAAGCAGUGCCAUCCCGCUACGUGCGUUCCGAUCAAGACUUUGUUGAUGUAUCAUCAUCCGCCGAUCCCACCUCUUUACGGGAGCUUCCAGUGAUUGACAUGCAGAGGCUGCUUUCCGCCGGAUCAUCACUGGAUUCCAUGGAUUCAGAGCUAGAGAAGCUCCACAAUGCAUGCAAAGAAUGGGGAUUCUUUCAGUUGAUAAAUCAUGGAGUGAGCAGAGGAUUGGUGGAGAAAGUGAAGGUAGAGAUUGAGGAGUUGUUUAAUCUGCCGAUGGAAGAGAAGAAGAAGCUCUGGCAGCAGGAAGGGGAGCUAGAGGGAUUCGGACAAGCCUUUGUGAUGUCGGAGGAGCAGAAGCUAGAGUGGGCCGAUCACUUCUUCCUUGUCAUGCGCCCAAUUCGUAAGCGAAAGCCUCAUCUCCUUCCUGGCCUCCCUCUUCCACUCAGAGAUGACCUUGAAGCGUACUCAGCGGAAACCAGAGACCUGGGCAUGAAGAUACUUGGCUUCAUGGCCAAGGUACUAAAAAUGAAAUCCCAAGAGAUGAGAGAGCUAUUUGACGACGGAAUGCAAACAAUGAGAAUGCUGUACUAUCCUCCAUGCCCGCAGCCCGAGCUUGUCGUCGGCCUGAACGCUCACUCAGACGCCGGCGGCCUUUCCAUCCUCCUCCAAGUCAACGACACUCAAGGCUUGCAGAUCAAGAAAGAUGGCAAGUGGAUUACUGUUAAACCACUCCCUGAUACUUUCAUCGUAAACAUUGGAAACAUCUUAGAGAUCGCAACAAAUGGGAUUUACCAGAGUGUUGAGCAUCGAGCAAUCGUUAACUCCGAGAAGGAAAGGAUUUCAUUCGCGGUGUUUUUAAGUGCAAACCCUGAUGGAUAUUUGAGUCCUGCGCCUAGUCUUGUCACCGCUGAAGCUCCAGCACAGUUCAAAAGAAUUGGAGUUGUCGACUACUUCAAGGGCUUCUUCUCACGUGAAAAUCUCGGGAAGUCAUAUCUUGAUACCUUAAGGAUUAAUCAAGGCCAAAGCGAUUAGCACACUUGAUCGAGUUCAUGAGACGAUAUAUAAUGCAUGCAUGUACAACGUACUAUAGCUGUAUUUUAUAUUAAGGUUAAUUAUGAUGAAUUUCCGAUGCUUUGUAACUGUUCCAAGCUAUUGUACUUUGAUGUCUGUUUAUUAUAUGCUUUGGAUCAAAUAAAACAGAAAGGUGA